This is a messenger RNA of Antrostomus carolinensis (chuck-will's-widow), 1527 nucleotides long. RefSeq names its product doublesex and mab-3 related transcription factor 3 (gene DMRT3). Lineage: Eukaryota; Metazoa; Chordata; Aves; Caprimulgiformes; Caprimulgidae. The transcript has a single exon. Gene Ontology annotation, molecular function: protein binding. Bases 1 to 963 code for a protein of 320 amino acids. The record is from RefSeq and is a predicted model, not a curated record.
AUGAAUGAGGAGCGGUUGGGUGAUGCCAGUGGAGCAGACAAUGCUGAGCCCUACAGUGACAAAGACACAGACCAAAGGAGUUCCCCAGAUAUGACUAAAGCCAAAAGUUGCUUCACUCCUGAAAGUCCUGAAAUUGUUUCAGUGGAUGAGGUUGGAUAUGCAGUUCAGAAAAAUGGUGGGAGCACAGAGAGCCGUCCAGAUAGCCCCAAGUACCAUCCAGAGCAGAACCAUCUCCUGAUAGAAGGUCCUUCUGGGACAGUUUCUUUACCUUUCAGCUUGAAAGCCAACAGACCUCCACUUGAAGUCUUGAAAAAGAUCUUCCCUAACCAAAAGCCAACAGUGCUGGAGUUGAUCCUGAAGGGGUGCGGCGGUGAUCUGGUAAGUGCUGUAGAGGUUCUCCUGUCUAGUCGGUCUUCAGUGGCCAGUGGGGAGAGAACUUCUGCAGAAUCCGAUGGUCUUGUUUUGCCCUCCAAUGGGCAUAUUUUUGAACACACGCUGAGUUCAUACCCUAUUUCCUCUUCCAAGUGGUCUGUGGGCUCAGCAUUUAGAGUUCCCGACACGUUGAGGUUCUCUGCUGAUUCCAGUAGCGUCGUGCCAAAUCCUCUGGCCGUACCAUUGCAGCACCCUUUCCCUCAGCCACCGCGCUACCCGCUGAUGCUGAGGAACACUUUGGCAAGAAACCAGUCCAGUCCAUUCCUGCCCAAUGACGUCACCCUGUGGAACACCAUGACGCUGCAGCAGCAGUACCAGCUGCGGUCCCAGUAUGUCAGUCCUUUCACUAGCAACUCAGCCAGCGUUUUCCGAAGCUCUCCUGUCCUUCCUUCCCGCUCGUCAGAAGAUCCUAGGAUCUCAGUCCCUGAUGAUGGGUGUCCUAUUGUGUCUAAGCAACCGAUUUACACAGAAGAUGAGUAUGAUGAAAGGUCCGAUUCUUCAGACUCAAGAAUACUCAACACAUCUUCUUAGACUGACAUUUGAUGUGUGAUAGCUAAUUGAUACUUGCAGUGCAGCUGAACUACUGGGCCCUAAGAGGAGGGACAUGUACUCUACAAAACCCUUGCAAUUGUAUUAAAAAGUGACUUUGCUUGGUAUUGUACUAUAGCAAUAAAGACAUAACUUAUUUAAUUUCUUGCACUUCACUGGAUAAUGCCAAAUAGCAAUACUCUGGCUUUAGUGCUGAGUGUGUGUCACAAAGGAAGACUUUAUGGCUAUCAGUUAUGGGACUCUGGAAGACUCGUAACGGAAACAGAAGCCCAAAGUCUACUUUGUUCCUUAACUCGGAAAAAUGGGGAUGUUAAACUAGAAUACUUGAAUGCUGUUUUAUAAGAGAGAACUCCUCAGGACAUAAGAAAUCAAGCAAAUGUAGUUCAAUUGCAAAUGGACUAAAACAAGGAAAGGUACUGCCAGUGAUUGUCCUUGCAGUGAAAGAAAAGGCAGAAGAAAGAAAUACGCACAUGAAACUAGCAUGAGCUGCUUCUGUGCUGUUUGAGCUUGGACGCUUUUCUGAGAAAUAAUAUUAAGAGUUAUUCU